Molecule: messenger RNA, 1035 nt
Organism: Rotaria sp. Silwood1
Lineage: Eukaryota; Metazoa; Rotifera; Eurotatoria; Philodinida; Philodinidae
Source: the annotation of a GenBank genome assembly
AUGGUUGAUACACAGCCAGCACCAAUACUAACAUGAAAAGGUGAUUGUGGUCUUUAUCCUAAUGAUGAUAAGUGUGUUGCGUAUACAUAUGGAUCUGAUCCAAUUCAAGUUAUUGACUGUCAUCUUCCAAAAGGUCCCUAUGCUCCUAUUGUAGUACUUCUCAUUCACGGUGGUUUCUGGUGCGGUAAAUUCAACCGUUCAAUUGAAGACGCCGUAGGCAAUGAUCUUCUUCGUUUUAAAAUUGUUGUGUGUAAUUUGGACUAUCGUUCUAUUGGAAACGGAGGUGAUUAUCCGAAUACAUUCUAUGAUGUUGCCAAUGGUACUGAUCUUAUUCGAACAAUUGCUCAGGAACAUGGCUUCAACAGUAAUCGAGUGAUUGUCGUCGGUCACUCAGCUGGUGGACAAUUGGGAGGCUAUAUUACAGGACGCUUUCGACUAAUGCCAAAUCAACCUGGAUAUAGCACGAAUCCUCUUCGUCCUAUAGCUUUUGUCAGUCAAGCGGGCCUGAAUAAUAUGUGGGAUGCUUGCGAUCAGGCUAACGAAACAGGUUCUGGUGCAGCAAUCUCAUUUCUUGGUGGAACGUAUCAAAUGUAUCCAGAACGAUAUGUGUUAUCAUCAUUGGCGGCUUCCAGCAAUCUUUCAGUCAAAGCACAAUAUCCAAGUCAAUACCUGCCAUUAGAAGUGCCAAUACAAGCUAUAACAGGAGCAGUAGAUAUCACUGUACCUAUUAGUCAAACAAUAACUUUUGCUGAACAAGCCAGAAAUGCUGGUGAUAACUGUACCAGAGUGAUUGUUGAAGCUACUGGAUGGUAUUACAAAAUUUUAGCGUCCGUUGAUCGAUAUUUUGCUAGUUCUCGCAAUGCUCUUCGUCGUCAAUGGAGUUCACCUAAGAUUGCUAUGCGAUUUAUUAUCGUUAAUAUUUUCUUCUGGUGUUUGAUAUAUAUCCAUAUUGUUGUUUUCUAUAAAAAUUAUCCAAAUAAUUAUUUACCUCAAAAAAAGGUACUUAUGGCACGUUUUUUAGUAUUUAUAUGUUAA